Aspergillus puulaauensis is the source of this 2061-nucleotide messenger RNA. RefSeq names its product putative Ste20-like serine/threonine protein kinase (gene SPS1). The record is from RefSeq and is a predicted model, not a curated record. The transcript has 4 exons. The coding region runs from base 1 to 2061 and encodes 686 amino acids. Gene Ontology annotation, biological process: protein phosphorylation. Lineage: Eukaryota; Fungi; Ascomycota; Eurotiomycetes; Eurotiales; Aspergillaceae. Gene Ontology annotation, molecular function: protein kinase activity; ATP binding.
AUGGAAGGCCUAGUGGACCCGGAAACGCUUUACAUGAAGCAGAAUUGCAUUGGUGGUGGAAGCUUCGGACGGGUGUACAAAGGUGUCGAUAAACGCAACGGAAAAUCAGUCGCGAUCAAGAUAAUCGAUGUCGAGAAUGCCGAGGAUGAAGUUGAGGAUAUCAUCCAGGAGAUCGCUAUCCUGUCCGAACUCAACUCGACGUACGUGACAAGAUAUCAUGGAUCAUACUUGAAGGGUUCUAGUCUCUGGAUUGUUAUGGAAUUCUGUUCUGGGGGUAGCUGCUCUGAUUUAAUGCGCCCGGGGCCUAUUCCAGAGGAAUAUAUUGUCAUCAUUAUCCGUGAACUCCUCAAGGGGUUGGAUUAUCUACACAGCGACAAAAAGCUACAUCGCGAUGUCAAAGCUGCAAACAUUCUUCUGUCAUCGGCUGGCCAAGUGAAGCUGGCGGACUUUGGAGUCUCCAGCCAACUGUCAGCUACCAUGACAAAGAAAAACACUUUUGUGGGGACCCCUUUUUGGAUGGCCCCCGAAGUUAUCAAGCAGUCAGGAUACGAUUACAAAGCUGAUAUUUGGUCACUCGGGAUCACCGCAAUUGAAUUGGCCAAUGGAGAACCUCCCUACUCAGACAUCCAUCCCAUGAAAGUCCUGUUUCUGAUUCCUAAGAAUCCUCCCCCUACGCUGCAAGGUGAAUACAGCAAAACCUUCAAGAAUUUUGUUGAGCUUUGUUUGCGGCGCGACCCGCGAGAGCGGCCAACAGCCAAAGAGCUGCUUGAGCAUCCUUUCAUUAAGCGGGCAAAGAAGACCAAUUACCUAACGGAGCUGAUCGAGCGCUAUGAGCGCUGGCAGGCCGUGAGUGGGAAUAAGAAGACGGACGAGGACGACGAUUUAGAUCAUGAGCAUCCAUCGGUUUCAACGACAACGGAAGUGGAUGAUGAUCUCUGGGAUUUUGGGACAGUUCGUCCAGUGGGCCGAGGGCACGCUCUGAAUCCGAUGAAAAAGACGGAUCUUAAUGUUCGUGACCAGGGAACGAGGGACCGAGAUUCCAAGGCUGAGUUGCCCCGGAAGGAGGCUCCCAAACCGAAUAACUUCCCGCCUCCGUCGUUUGCCCAAGCCAACAGUACGCCUACGGCUUCACCUAAACCACCGUCGCCGACAAAAGUUCCGUUGCCCCCUUCCCCAGCGAAGCCGACACAUUUUGACAACUUUCCCAAAACACCUUCACAUCUCUCCCAGCCGACACCUCAGCAUCUUAAAGAAAGCCCAGGCAGCGAAUACGACAGGGCUCUACAGCAAUCUUUGGCACAGGACUUGAGCUUCCUCCAGCUGGACCGUUCGCCAGGAGCCCCAAUGUCAACUGUUGUAGACACAGAGAGCCCGCUCUCAUCACCGUUGUCGCAUCAACCGCGCGCGUCGUCCUCGAUAGAGGUGCCAACUUCCCAAGGACUUGUGGCAGGGUCUCCCUCUCGGAGACCCACAGAGCAGCAUGCUAGGGCUAGGAUGGAAUCACCACGCGUCCAACCUCCAUUGUUUUCUCAGCCACAGCCGCAGCUGCGAUCCCGUUCUCCUCCGCGCCCUCCCCCAACACCGAAACAUACAUCUCCGCCGCCACAACUCCAACCCCAAAACCAUCCACAUGCGCCGUUGCACAGUUCACCAUCCAACCUUGCUGCUCCGAGUAGCCCUCAAUACCACAAACCCGCUCCUUCAAGCACGGAGGUAACAAGGCAAACGCGGACAUCCCACGAUAUCACAGCCCUAAACAGCGUCAUUGUUCCUGCUUUAAGAGAAGCCAUCCGCCGCCGUUCCCGAUGUUUAGAUCAUGCAACCCGCUCGGCGGUAGCCCACGAUGGUGAAAGCCUAAAAGCAUCGUUAGAACUCCAGUCUCGCAGGGAACAUGCUCAAGAAAUGAUAGAAUCAUUAUCCAACGACCUGAGCAGUGUUCUCACCAGGAUCGAUCGCUGGGACAAUGACGCCCCCGUCGGUAUGGGAGCUGGCAUUCCCUCCUUCCUCGAGGGAUUCCUUGAAGAGAUCCUUGUCAGAAUUGAGCCAGGUGAUGAAGAUUAG